Poecilia reticulata (guppy) is the source of this 1589-nucleotide messenger RNA. The record is from RefSeq and is a predicted model, not a curated record. NCBI's taxonomy places the organism in Eukaryota, Metazoa, Chordata, Actinopteri, Cyprinodontiformes, Poeciliidae.
GCGCUGCGUCAAAGCCGACGGGCACACUUUGGCAUGCCCCUUUAAAAUUUCUGCAGGAAUUUUCUAGUUGUGUCAUUACUGUUCAAUCAAUCAUCUAGAUUCAAGAAGAAUCUGCUUGGAUCUAAACUGUAUUAAAAUUUAAACAGAACUUUUAGCUCAACAUGAAAGUCACUACAUUUGGAGAAAAUCUAACACACUCUGAACACACCAUUCCCAAUAUUAUGUGAUGAUGGCAGCAUCAUGCUGUGGGGAGAGAAGCUAGUCUGAGUUUGUGGCCCGAUGCAAAUAGUGACAUAUAGGACCUUCCUAGAAGAAAACCUGUAAAGGUUUGCCUUUAAGCAGGGCAACAAAUGUUGUAUAUACUGUAUUUUUAUUUUUUUUACUUCCACUUUACAAUUAUACAACACAACGGAUGUGAACAAGUUAAGGCACUGCACAACACACUGACUUUUUAAAAAUCUAACACCUAAAGUUAUUAUUAUUGUAGGAAGUAAUUAUCUGUGUUUGACCUUUUUAUAUUUUCUAUCUAAACAAUAAAUAGAAAUAUUUGCGGCUUAUUUUGUGUAAAGUUGUGUAUUUUGUGUGGAACAGGAUCGCCCGAACAUGACAUCCCGUGUUGGCCCCAGAACAGUCAGUCCAAAUGGAACUGACUUCAAACCCAGAGAAAAGGUGGCCCCACGUUACCAGAUGAACGCUUCCCUGAAGUCAGAGGUGCGGAAGCUGAACUGGGUCCACCUUCUGAUCUGGUUGCUAGUGGCUGCGCAAGUGAUUGUGAGCCACUUUGACCUGGUUUCACACGACACGGUGUCCGUACCGUACCAGUGGGAGUACCCCUACCUGCUCAGCCUCAUCCCCCUCCUCUGCAGCAGCCUGUCACUCCCAAACAAUAACAUCAGCUACCUGGUUAUAUCCAUGAUCAGUGCAGGGCUUUUCUCUGUGGCGCCUCUCAUUUAUGGUGGCAUGGAGAUGUUUCCCGUAGCUCAGCAGCUCUAUCGCCACGGAAAAGCGUACCGCUUCAUUUUUGGCUUCUCUGCUGUGACUGUUAUGUACCUCAUCAUGGUGGUUGCUGUUCAAGUGCAUGCGUGGCAGAUAUACUACAUGAAGAAACUUUUAGAUUCAUGGUUUGAUGCCACUCAGGAAAAGAAGAAGAAAUGAAUGUAUAGAAAAGGAUUGCUUCUGGAAAAUUUAUGUUUAUGUUGCAAGUUUCAUUCAGUUGCAUUUAUUUGGUCAGAAAAAAAUCCCACAACGUAGCAUAUUUAAGAUCCUAGAACAGUAAUAAGCAGCAGGUUAGCUUGCAUCUUGUGUCUGCAGUAACCAAUGAAAUAUUUGCACCUUCUUCAAUAAUAAGCCAGCUUCUGCUUUUCUCUAAAAAGAACUCAGGUUACAGUGACUUCAUUUUGCUCAUGCUUACACAACAACAAAGACACAAACUGUGUCAGUGUGUACAUUUUGCUUCUAAACUCCCAGUGUUUGUUCAUAUUAGGUGAUUUAUUUUGGUCUCAUUUGAUUAUGUUAUGUGAAUUAUGAUUAUAUCUCUAUUUUUAGCGAGAAAAAAAACAUUAAAGAAGAAAUAAAAUCAUCACAACCUC